This is a messenger RNA of Tachyglossus aculeatus (Australian echidna), 1785 nucleotides long. RefSeq names its product post-GPI attachment to proteins GalNAc transferase 4 (gene PGAP4). The transcript is spliced from 4 exons. Lineage: Eukaryota; Metazoa; Chordata; Mammalia; Monotremata; Tachyglossidae. The coding region runs from base 514 to 1701 and encodes 395 amino acids. The record is from RefSeq and is a predicted model, not a curated record. Gene Ontology annotation, biological process: GPI anchor biosynthetic process. Gene Ontology annotation, cellular component: Golgi membrane. Gene Ontology annotation, molecular function: glycosyltransferase activity.
CAGCUCCAGGAGACCUGGCGAGAAACGAGGGUGUCCAGACCUUCCCAAGAUUCUCCACCUGGCACCACUCUCACCCAAUAUUUCAACCACAUUCAAGCCAGCUCAGCGGGAGAAAAAGCCAGGGAAGGAAGAGACAGGUGGAAACAGAGGCAAAAGAAAAGAUGGGACACAGCCCGGUCGGAGGUCGGGGAGCUGGCUGCUGGGGUCACAUGACCCGGUGGCAUCGCCCCGCUUUGAAGUCCCACCCUCUUCUCUGCGCUGGAGCCUGGAGAGCCAAGGGAAGAGCCCUAGCCAGCACAAACCACAGCAGAAAUCCCCCUGCCUUUCGGAAUCGAGGAGCAAUUGAGGCAAAGGAGAAAGCCGCGGGGGUUGCGGGAGUUGGGAAUUUUGGAGUCGAAGUCUUUGCUGCCUUAUAAAGGGUCGAACUUGGCUCGCCGGGCUACAGAGCCAACAGCAGGGAGAUGCUUGAGCUUAGGCCAUGAGCAUGACCCAGCCGCCUCUCCUUCAGCGGUCAUGCGCCCCCGAGGGUGGCUCCGCUUAUCCUGGUCGAGCCUCUCCAUCCAGCUCUUCCUCCUGAGCGUAGUUACAUUUGGCUUGCUGGCCCCACUGGCCUGCCACCGACUCCUCUAUUCCUACUUCUUUCUGCGCCAGUGGCACCUAGAUCGUAUGAGCCAGGAGUUCCUGCAGCAGAACCUAGAGGAAGGCCAGGCCGCCCUCCACUACUUCGAAGAGCUGCGGGCCACUAACGGGUCUCCGUCCUGGACCGGACCGCCUGUGCCCCGGCCCUGGCUUGUGAUCACGAUCAUCACCGUGGACAGGCAGCCCGGCUUCCACUACGUUCUCCAGGUGGCGUCUCGGUUCCAUCGCCUCCUCCGGCGCUGCGGCCCCCGUUGCUGGGGCUACCAGCUCUUGCUGUGCAAUGUGGAACGCGACCCCGACCGCCACCGGGAUGCCAAACUGCUAGCCAACUUCUUCCCCUUGGCCAGCCGCUUUGAGGAAGCUGGGGAGGGCUCCCCGGAUGCCCCUCCCGUGAACCAGUUCGAGAAGGAGAAGCAGGAUUACGCCUACUGCCUGGAGAAAUCCCUGCAGACCUACAACCCGGAACACAUCCUCCUGGUGGAAGACGACGCCAUCCCCGACGAAGAGAUCUUCCCUGUCCUGCAUCACUUUCUGGGAGUGCGCUUCUCUGAGUCGCAGCUUGCCGAUACUCUCUACCUGAAGCUCUACCACCCCGAGAGGCUUCAGCACUACAUCAACCCUGAGCCCAUGAGGAUUCUGGAGUGGUUCGGGGUGGGGAUGUUUCUGGGGCCUCUGCUGAGUUGGGCGUACAUCCGGCUCGCCGGCCGCCCGGGGCCAAGCUGGCCCGUCGUCCUCUUCUUCGCCAUGUUCAGCAUGGGGCUGGUGGAGCUCGUAGGCCGGCACUACCUACUGGAGUUGCGCCGGCUGACUCCUGCCCUGUACAACGUCAUGCCUGUUACCGAGUGCUGCACCCCUGCCAUGCUUUUCUCAGCUCCUUCGGCCCACCGGGUCCUGAGCUACCUGGCUGAACUGCACUGCCGUGGAGGCUUUGCCAAGGACACAGCGCUCUACUCGUUGCUGCGGGGGAAGGGCGAGAGAGCCUUUGUGGUGGAGCCCAAUCUAGUGAAGCAUGUUGGAAUGUACUCUAGCCUCAGGUCAAACUUUCACCCGACUUUACUCUGACCGGGCUGAGAGUGCCUUUCCAGUUAGGAGGAGGUGUUACAUUUGGCACUUUAAGGUGAAGCACAAUCAUUCACGGCCAUUUGU